CUGUGUGGGAUCAGCAGAGCUUUCCCUUGGACUAGACAGUCACAACUGCAUUUUUCAGUCUGAAAAGAAUCACUGAAACUGGUUCCUGAAACUAAAAGAGGAGAUUAGCAGCUGUAUCACUGGAGGUGACCAGAAAUCCCCAGAUAUGUUCCAUUGUCAUGCAUAUCCUUUACAGACCCUCUAUCCCCGGGUCUGGUGUAUUUCAGCAGCUCCCAGUUCCCCCCCAGAACACAGCUCUCCAUAGUCAGCAAAACCAGCCUUGUUCCCUAUGAUUUUUUCCCUACAGAAUGCCAUAGGAGGGCAAGACUCUCCCCAAAAUAAAAAUCUGCUGCCAGAACCACGUGUGGGUGUGUAUUCCCAGGACUCAGGUGAUGCAGCCAGGGGCUUGUUCCCGAUGGGAAGGAGCACAUUCCUCCCCGGCAGGGCUGGUGGAGGCAGCAGCUUGGUCUUGCUCCAGUGGGUUGUCCAGCGAGUGAUUCCCGUUUCCCCUCAGGCUGCCUCUCAUUAGCAUGGAUCGGGGGAAGGGCAUAAAAGACUCCAGCUCAUUUUGAGUCUGGAAAAACUUUUCUUCAAAAUGACAACCCAAGUGUUCUGGCUCCUCUGCUUUGUCAUUAGAUCAUCUUCUGGAUCCCUGCUUUAUGCUGAGAAACCCGGCCAGGCUCUCAGCAAAGAUGUUUUUGGCUCAGCAGCCGCUGCUGACGUUCAGGUGAAAGCGGCAGGGCGGGGCACGGGCAGUGCCAGCGGGAAUGCCAGGGAAACGGGAAUGGCCCCGGGAAUGCCCUCCCUCGCCUCCGACAAGAAGAAACGCGCGGAGCCUUCCCUGGAGAACAGCACGGGGCCGAGGAAGCGCCUCGGGCAGCGCGGAGCGCUCCCGGGCCCGGGCAGCCCCAACCGGGGGCGCUCGGAGCGGGGCCGGGCCGGGGCUGCCAACAGCGUGGGCGGCCGAGCCCUGCGCGAUGCCGCCCGCCCGGAGCCGCUGUCCCUGCCGGAGCCGCUGUCCCUGCCGGAGCCGCUGUCCCUGCUGGACCCCGCAACGGGCGGCUCCAGCGAUGCCAACCUCCUCAACCGAGCAGGGAAGGCAAUGCCCUACAAAGGGCCCGACCCCUCCAGGGGCGUCCCCAAACCCUCGUGGCUCACCAACCGCUGGUCGCCCAGCCCGGUGCACCUGGGCGGGCUGAGGAAAGGCUGUGCUCCUGUUGUAGAUGGUGACAAGGAGAAGGUGUGUCUGACCGAGUGCAGGAAGGAGCGGGAUGAAGUGGAGGCUUUCUGUGCCAGCGAGUUUGCAGUGAAUGGAAUUGUUUAUAACCUGGAAAGCCUGGGGAAUGGAGUCCAGUGGAUUACCCUCUUGGCAGACAGUGAUGGAUUGUACAAGAUGAGUCGCCUGUAUGUCACUCCUGACGCCGCCUUCUUCCGAGUUCACAUCUUGGUUGUGGAUACUUUAAACUGCAGUAAACCAUGUCCAGACUUUAAACUUGGCAGCAGGUACAUCGUGAUGGGGCACAUCUACCACAAGCGCCGGCAGGUGCCCGCCGAGCUGCUGCCCGCGCUGCGCGGGCGGCUGCGGCCGGGGGACGGCUGGGUCGGGAGCGGCAGCGGCUUCGUGAGGAGAUUCCACAGGAAAAGCGAUCUCAGGGUGAGGGCAGCUCGCUCCAAGUGUCCUUAAGGCUCCGGGGCUCCGUCCAGGACGCGGGAGCAGCGGGAUCCCCCCUCAGAGCACACCGGGCCGUGGGCAGCGCUCCCGCAGUCCAGCGCCGCCUCUGUGCUGGGCAAACGCCGGGGCCUGGAGCACGCACCGGUGGGGCUCGGCACAGAAGUCACUCCAGGGAAUUCACUGGCCCUGAAUUUGCUCCAGCUGCUUUCAGAGCACCAGGUUAUUGUUGUUCCCCUGCUGCAGCGUGCCCCGAAUAAUCUGUAGUAACCGUAAUGCAAAAUUCUGGCAGUUUCGUCCUCAGCACACAACUGCACUUUGAACCCCUCACCUUGAACACAUUAAAUGAUACCACAGCUUUAUCUACACAGGAUGUUCACUGUGCUUUCACAGUUCUGCCUAAUGCAUUUGAUUUCAGAGAAACCAACACUACUAAGUACCAUUUGUAUUAUUUUUGUCUCCUCAACCAUAUCCAUGGUAUUUUGGAAAAUUACACCAUUCUUCCAGCAGAGCUGGAUGUUCACACAAAGCAUACAGAAAAGAGUGUAAUAAUUUGAGUAUAUGAACACACUGAGUGAAAGCAAGUCAAGAACUGCAAACCGCAAAUACCCAGUUGCAUUUACAAGUGAUGGUGCAGGGAAUGCAAAAUGAGCACAGGCUGCACACACUGGGUGUGCCAGGGCACUUUGUUCUAGAGCUGUGCUGAAUGCUGUUCUUCAGGAGAAAUAUUGCGAAGCCUGUACUUGCACAAGUGUAAAGUUACUUUUUAAGUCAAAAAGACAAUAUUUUAUUACCUUAGUGUGGUGAAAUUGAGAUGUUUGUUGUUCCCAGUCAGUAUUCGCAAAUAAUAAGUCUGUAAAAGAAACUAAUAAAAUUCUCAUGAGGU
Molecule: messenger RNA, 2534 nt
Organism: Taeniopygia guttata (zebra finch)
Lineage: Eukaryota; Metazoa; Chordata; Aves; Passeriformes; Estrildidae
Source: RefSeq, a predicted model, not a curated record